This is a messenger RNA of Pelodiscus sinensis (Chinese soft-shelled turtle), 804 nucleotides long. The record is from RefSeq and is a predicted model, not a curated record. Lineage: Eukaryota; Metazoa; Chordata; Testudines; Trionychidae.
UCUGGUUCCUUCCUUCAGAUCACCCAGUUAAAGAUUGAAAACAAUCCCUUUGCUAAAGGAUUUAGAGGUAGUGACGAUAUGGAGCUACACAGAAUGUCAAGAAUGCAAAGUAAAGAGUACCCGGUGGUUCCUAGGAGCACGGUGAGACAAAAAGUGUCUUCUAAUCACAGCCCUUUCAGUGGUGAGACCAGGGUUCUCUCGGCCUCCUCCAACCUAGCAUCCCAGUAUCAGUGUGAGAAUGGGGUGUCUAGCACCUCCCAGGACCUGUUACCACCUGCCAAUACGUUCCCGAUCUCCCAGGAGCAUGGCCAGAUCUACCACUGCACCAAGAGAAAAGAUGAGGAAUGUUCCACCACUGAGCAUCCAUACAAGAAACCCUACAUGGAAACCUCCCCAGCAGAUGAGGAUCCCUUCUACAGAUCCAGUUACUCCCAGCCACAAGGACUGAAUACCUCAUACAGGACUGAAUCUGCCCAGCGCCAGGCUUGUAUGUAUGCCAGCUCUGCUCCCUCUACGGACCCCGUGCCCAGCCUGGAAGACAUCAGCUGUAACACGUGGCCUACUGUGCCAUCUUACAGCAGUUGCACAGUGGCUGCCAUGCAGCCUAUGGACAGACUACCUUACAGCAUUUCUCUGCCCAUUUCACCUCGGGUCCUCUUAUGCCCCGUCUUGCUGGUGUAGCCAAUCACACAUCACCACAAAUAGGGGACACACAUAGCAUGUUCCAGCACCAAACCUCUCUCUCUCACCAGCCCAUCGUCCGGCAGUGUGGACCUCAGGCGGGCAUCCAAUCUCCUCCCAGCA